Molecule: messenger RNA, 1227 nt
Organism: Zingiber officinale
Lineage: Eukaryota; Viridiplantae; Streptophyta; Magnoliopsida; Zingiberales; Zingiberaceae
Exons: 5
Coding region: 306-1094 (262 amino acids)
Source: RefSeq, a predicted model, not a curated record
AUUUGAUAUUUGACCCUAAAAGAGGAGGAAAUUUUUAGAUCGGAUUUAAUAAAAUUCUAUUCAUAUUUUACCUGAUAUAUAGAUAUAUAUCCUGUUUGGAAAGAAGAAACUCUUUCCAUAUUAGAAAAAAAAAUUAUUUUACCUCGUCACAACGCUCUCAUGAAACGCUUUCUUUUUCAUGAGAAAUCCUCACCUAAUCAAAUAUUUGAAUAAAAUAUUGGGGCAAUUUGAAAUUUCAUCAAACCAAUAAAUCAACAGAUGCCGCCUUACCCUCGAACCUCACGCCCCCCCGAGCUGCUUGGACCAUGAACUUCCACUGGAGCUCCUCCGCCUCUCUCCUCCCGUCUCCUCUCUCCUCCUGCUUCCGUCCCCAGAAACCACCGGCGUUUGUUCCGCAAAGACAAACCAAGAUGGCGACUAUGCCCGUCGCUGUCGUCUCUUCUCUUCCUCUAGGAGUCGACGACCUCGUGGACCUUGCCCGCAACAAAGUGUUGGUGGCGGCCGCGGUCGCUGGUACCAUUGGGCAACUCGCCAAGCCUCUCACCUCGGCGAUCGGGGGGAAGGGCAUCGACUUCAGGGCGGCAGUUCGGUCGGGAGGCAUGCCGUCUACUCAUUCCUCUGCCGUUACUGCUGUGGCUACUUUGCUUGGGCUGGAGAGGGGAUUCUCUGACUCCAUCUUUGGCAUGUCUGUUGUAUUUGCUGCUCUAGUUAUGUAUGAUGCUCAGGGUGUUAGGAGAGAGGUGGGCAUUCAUGCCAAGAUCCUUAAUAGGAUUCAAAAAUCCCAUACAGAGGAUGACUGCGGGAACAACAAACUUACAAGUUCCGCCAUAAACAGCAAGGAAAAAUUGCCCGUUCUCUCCAUUUCCGACAAGGAAGAUGCUUAUGGAUCCAGUUCAGAUUCUUACUCAUUCCAAAGACUUGCUACCACAUCCACUGAGUCGAAGAUUUCAAAAGUGGACACUAAAGAACCAAUUCAUACGAAACACUACAGUCGCAGCGAAAUGAAUGAAUCAGUUGGGCAUACAGAGAUUCAAGUUAUAGCUGGUGCCAUUUUAGGUUUAGUUGUGGGUUUAGCCACAGAACUUGUUUUGUAAGUAUAUUCCUCAAACAAGUGUAUUAUUUUGAGCUAAUUGUCCUGUUUGUGGGUGAUUAGUCGCCUUAUAGAUGUUUUACUUUGUUCAUUAAGAAGAAGAAUCAGAAUAAAAAUUGGAAUUGAAUGCAUUUAAA